AUGGAGGUUCGGAAAUGUUUGAAAUCUCCUGAAACAUUGGAUGAUGUCGUGAAAGGUCUUCAUGUUCUUUUUGAGGACGACCAUGUGAAUGUUGAAGAGGUUAUUUCGUUUUUAUCAUCGUAUCGUUCAAACCCCGCGGAUUGGGCGAAGUACGCAAAUUAUGAUCCUCACAGGUGGGGCGAUGACAUUAUGUUGAUCAUUUGUGUGUUUAUUAAGUCUUAAUCGAAGUCUAUAAUCUAAAAGUGUUUUGAUGGUGUGAUUAAAAAAUUCUUCAGGUACACAAGGAACUUGGUAGACGAAGGAAAUGGCAAAUUUAACUUGAUCGUGUUGUGCUGGGGAGAAGGUCAAGGC
This is a messenger RNA of Porites evermanni, 351 nucleotides long. NCBI's taxonomy places the organism in Eukaryota, Metazoa, Cnidaria, Anthozoa, Scleractinia, Poritidae. The record is from the annotation of a GenBank genome assembly.